AUGGCAGCUCUAGCGCAGGAAAGGCCGGUGCUCGCGAACACCUCUGCGGUCCCAACUCACUACGGCAUCCUCCUCACCCCCUCCAUCACGCCCAUCGACAUGUUCGGCCCAAUGGACGUCUUCCAAGGCCUCGCCAUGGCCUUCCAAAACCUAACCGGCCCCAUGCACCUCUCCAUCAUCAGCGUCAAUUCCACCCCCUCAACAACCAACCCGCCCAUGCCAGGCAUGGACUUCGGCAUGGCCCUUCCCCCCACCAUCACUAUAGACGAAUACCUCCAAGCCGCCGCCACAAACUUCACAAACGUUGGUGAAAGCUCCACAAACAGCACCUGCCACACUAGCAGCAACAUUCCUGGUCCUCUGGAUGUGCUGCUCGUCCCUGGAGGCGGCGGCACCCGCAAGGACGUCUCCGCCGAAAUCUCCUUCGUCCGCACCGUCUACCCCUCCCUCAAGCACCUCAUCUCCGUCUGCACGGGCUCCACCAUCGUCGCGCGCGCAGGCGUCCUCGAUAACCGCCGCGCGACCACGAACAAGAAGGCCUGGGCGUGGGCGACGUCCUUUGGCUCCAACGUGUCGUACGUGCCGCACGCGCGGUGGGUCCAGGACGGCAAUGUGUGGAGCAGCAGCGGGGUGAGUGCGGGCGUGGACGUGUCGUAUGCGUUCUUGAGUAGUGUUUAUGGGGAGGAGGUGAGCAGGUGGGUGGCGGAUGUUAGUGAGUAUACGAGGUGGGGGAAUGCGAGUUAUGAUCCUUUUGCGGAGAGGUGGGGGCCGUUGAAUGUGACGGCUUUGGAUGGGAGUGCUGCGGUGUAG
Didymosphaeria variabile is the source of this 810-nucleotide messenger RNA. RefSeq lists its product as uncharacterized. The transcript has a single exon. The record is from RefSeq and is a predicted model, not a curated record. Bases 1 to 810 code for a protein of 269 amino acids. NCBI's taxonomy places the organism in Eukaryota, Fungi, Ascomycota, Dothideomycetes, Pleosporales, Didymosphaeriaceae.